Messenger RNA from Sclerotinia sclerotiorum 1980 UF-70, 567 nucleotides. RefSeq lists its product as hypothetical. Gene Ontology annotation, molecular function: guanosine deaminase activity. The transcript has 2 exons. The record is from RefSeq and is a predicted model, not a curated record. Gene Ontology annotation, biological process: purine nucleoside catabolic process. Bases 1 to 567 code for a protein of 188 amino acids. NCBI's taxonomy places the organism in Eukaryota, Fungi, Ascomycota, Leotiomycetes, Helotiales, Sclerotiniaceae.
AUGUCCCACGAAGCAGCUCUUACGUCCUCCGCCGCGCAAGCAAUUGCUCCCGACCUCUUCCCACUCCGCACACCUCCCACGCCAUCUCAAAUCGAAGCGGGCAUUAACGCAUGUCUCGAAGUACAGCGUCGUGCCGUCACGCAAGGAAAACGUCCUUUUGCUGCUGUUCUCCUAGGACCCGAUAACGAAACUGUGCUCCUUUCACAUCAAAGCAUCGAUCAAGUAAAUCAUGCCGAGAGCUCAUUGGCACGACUAGCCUAUUCGCAUUAUAAGAAAGAAUAUCUGUGGAGAUGUACGUUGAUAAGUACCUGGGAGCCUUGUGCUAUGUGUUCUGCGACGAUUUAUUGGGCACAUAUUGGACGAAUUGUAUAUGCGGCGACGAAUGAACAAUUGGCAGGUCUGACGGGACCCGGGAAUAGAGAGAAUUUUACCUUGAAGUGGCAUACGAGGGAUAUUUUGGAGGGUCAACAGAAGGAUAUUGAGAUUAUUGGACCGGUGGAGGGGAUGGAUAAGGUGGUUGUGGAGGAGAGCGAUAGGUAUUGGAGUACAACUAGAGUUCAUACGUGA